Molecule: messenger RNA, 366 nt
Organism: Geodia barretti
Lineage: Eukaryota; Metazoa; Porifera; Demospongiae; Tetractinellida; Geodiidae
Source: the annotation of a GenBank genome assembly
GAAGGGGAAGAAGACAGUCUGGCGGUGUUGUAUGGACCCACAACGGGCGGAGUGAGAAUGGUUCUGCUGAGUUCCAUCGCGGCUUGUGUGGUACUCUGUGUUGUGGGGAGCAUCAUGCACGCCGUUCUGCUCAUUAUAAGGAGGUUUCUUCCACAACAAAGUACACUCAAGCAGUACAAGAAAGACUUAGAAAAAGUCAAGCAAGAGGACAUUGAUUACUGGGAGAACCCUCAAAUGUUCCUGAUUGACGGGCCCCACGGUCCCUUCUACAAGCUCCACGACUUCAGAGCCACUUGUCCGAUGGACAGCGAGAACAUCAAGUCUCUCAAGAUUGCUGGCACUCUUAGAUACGAGGAUAAGGAGCUG